AUCUUAAUAAUAUAAGUAGUGUGUAUUGAUUAAUUAAUAUGAGGUGGUAUGAAUGUGUGAUGUAUUAUCAGAUAAUUGCAGAGGUGAUAGGAACGUACUUCGUUGUAUUAUUGGGGUGUGGAUCAGUGGUGGUGAACAAGAUUCACGGCUCUGUAACGUUCCCAGGGAUUUGUGUGGUUUGGGGAUUGAUUGUGAUGGUCAUGGUUUAUUCCGUCGGCCAUAUCUCCGGCGCUCACUUCAAUCCGUCUGUCACCAUUACUUUCGCCAUUUUCCGCCGUUUCCCUCUCACUGAGUUGCCUCUGUACAUAAUCGCACAGAUAAUAGCGGCAAUUCUAGCGAGUGGAACGUUGUACCUUCUAUUCGACGUAACUGAGGAUGCUUACUUUGGAACACUUCCAGUUGGAUCGAAUGUCCAAGCUCUUGUUUUUGAGAUUCUCAUCUCCUUUCUCUUGAUGUUCGUUAUAUCUGGCGUUGCCACAGAUAAUAGAGCUAUUGGAGAAUUAGCAGGAAUUGCUGUGGGGAUGACAAUACUUCUAAAUGUCUUCGUUGCCGGGCCAGUAACGGGGGCAUCGAUGAAUCCAGCAAGGAGUAUUGGGCCAGCUGUUAUAAUGAAAACUUACAAUGGAUUAUGGAUUUACAUAAUAGGCCCAACUAUUGGAACCAUACUUGGUGGGUUCGCCUAUAAUUUGAUCAGAUUCACGGAUAAACCACUCAGAGAGGUUACCCGAAGCUCCUCGUUUCUUCGAAGCAUGUCCAGAAAUAUAACUCACUAAUCUUCUUUAUUUUAAUUUUAUAGCAAAAAUCCCUAUUGACCUCCCUUGUUUAUACACCCCGGCCGGUACAUACUAAGGAGGACCCCAAUCACUAGUCUUCUUCAAACUUAAUCUUACUUUAUGCCUAGAAUUCUUUUUUGGGAAAGUAGUUUCAAUUUGUGUUAAUGGAGAUUUAUGUAUUUAUUUUACUACAAUAUAUAUGAACUUUUUGUUGGGUUA
Molecule: messenger RNA, 992 nt
Organism: Humulus lupulus (European hop)
Lineage: Eukaryota; Viridiplantae; Streptophyta; Magnoliopsida; Rosales; Cannabaceae
Product: probable aquaporin NIP-type
Exons: 4
Coding region: 39-773 (244 amino acids)
Biological process (GO): transmembrane transport
Cellular component (GO): membrane
Molecular function (GO): channel activity
Source: RefSeq, a predicted model, not a curated record